AUAACAAUUGGCUGAAAGCAAAAUAAAUGAAUAGGGAAAAGCUCCUUCUAGGAGUUUGCUACACCGGCAUAAUUUCGCAUAAUUUGUAACAGUGAUCAAAAGAAAAUCUAAUAUUUUGCUUACCACUCGACAGUGAUAACACGUACGAUAAAAUUGAAGAGAUUCGAAGCGUGAAUUUUUAGAAAUGCCCUUCGAUAUCCCCGCGUACGCGUAUGCUGCUGCAGUGGCUGGUGGCGGAGUAUUAGGUUACGUGAAAUCAAAUUCUAUUCCAUCGUUGGCAGCUGGUCUUCUUUUUGGAUCUAUUUUGGGCUAUGGGGCUUAUCAGACUUCUCAAGACCCAACCAAUGUAACAGUUUUCCUAGGAACUAGUACAGUCCUUGGAGGCUUGAUGGGAUAUCGAUUUUAUAAUAGUGGGAAAAUAAUGCCAGCUGGAAUAAUCGCUAUGUUAAGUGCUGUGAUGAUUGUAAGGACAGUUAUGAGAUAUUUCUCACCACCCUUGAAGACUCAGUGAAUAUUAAUUUGAAUGUUAUCGAUGUUGUGCAUUUGUAUAUGUAAUUUACUAUUCUUUGGUAAAAGGGUAAGAAUGUAAUUCAAAAGAUUUAUAAAAAAUUGAUGAUAUUUGAGCAAAUUUAAUUAUAAAUAAUAUGAUUGAGAACUAAUUUUAAUUUUAUGUAUAUAAGAUUUGUAAAUUAAGUGUUAUUAAUUAGUAUCAUUUUUUAAGAUUCUAUUAUUUUCUUAAAAUAAAAAUCUACCUGUUUA
This is a messenger RNA of Cataglyphis hispanica, 759 nucleotides long. RefSeq names its product transmembrane protein 14C. The coding region runs from base 185 to 511 and encodes 108 amino acids. Gene Ontology annotation, biological process: regulation of heme biosynthetic process. NCBI's taxonomy places the organism in Eukaryota, Metazoa, Arthropoda, Insecta, Hymenoptera, Formicidae. The transcript has 3 exons. The record is from RefSeq and is a predicted model, not a curated record. Gene Ontology annotation, cellular component: mitochondrial membrane.